AUGCACCUCUGCCUCGAAUCACUCUUCACAAAGAAAGCAUCCUUCCCUAUCACUGGUCCAGACUGUUCGGGAAAUCCUCUUUUUGUCGUCUUAACAACUGCUGGACAGACUUGGUCACGUCAUGCUCUACUGGGGGCUGGGGCCACCGGGUAUCGUGGACCCAAGCCACCCAAUCACACAUUGCUUGUGACGCAGACUGCGCGAACAGGAGUCAGGGCAUCGCGACAGACCAUUCAGUCUCGGUCUAGCCGCCACUUUCAACCCUGA
This is a messenger RNA of Protopolystoma xenopodis, 267 nucleotides long. The record is from the annotation of a GenBank genome assembly. Lineage: Eukaryota; Metazoa; Platyhelminthes; Monogenea; Polystomatidea; Polystomatidae.